This is a messenger RNA of Oryctolagus cuniculus (rabbit), 2316 nucleotides long. The record is from RefSeq and is a predicted model, not a curated record. NCBI's taxonomy places the organism in Eukaryota, Metazoa, Chordata, Mammalia, Lagomorpha, Leporidae.
AUUUAACCCUUGUGUAUAAAAUCCCACUUCAAGACACUGCCGGCCUGAAACUUAGAGCCACUUUACAUUCUUUUCUUGAUCUCGAUAUCUGGAAUAUGCCUUUAAAAAAAAUUUCUUUAUUAGAAAGCUAGAGUUACAGAGAGGCAGAGACAGAGAGAGAGGUCUUCCAUCCACUGGUUCACUCCCCAGAUGGCUGUAACGACCAGAGUUGGCCUGAUCCGAAGCCAGGAGCCAGAAACUUCCUCUGGGUCUGCUACAUUUGUGCAGGGGCCCAAGGACUGGGCCAUCUUCCACUGCUUUCCCAGGUGCAUUGGCAGGGAGCUGGAUCAGAAAUGGAGCAGCUGGGACUUGAACCGGUGCCCACAUGGGAUGCUGUGUUACAGGCGAUGACUUAGCCCCUGAGCCACAGUGCCGCCCCGGUGUGUGCUUCAGCAGUUGCGGCGCGUCUCUGACCUGGCCCUGUUUCACGUGCUCAGUAGCCGCAUGUGGCCUGUGGCCUUCCUGGUGAGGAGCCCAAGCCCGUAUGGCGUGCGUGCGUGUCCCACGUGCAGACUUGUUCCCUUGCUGCGUGGAUUUGUGUGCCCGCGUAGCUGGUGGGUGUGCGGAUUAGUGCGUCCCUAGUUUCGGUAAGUGCUUAGGACCGCUCGAUGGCCUUUUGAAGGAAGUGGCACCAAGUGCAGCGGCCAGAGCCCCUCGAUGAGUGUCUGUGGAGGGGCACGCACGGCCGGGACGGUCGGGCGCCUGGUGCCGUCCCCGUCCUUGCUGGGGGCUCUGGGCCCUGUCCCGCUUCCCCAAGGCCUGGCAGUGGGCCCAGGGACGCGCCUCCGGGCCGGCGUCCUGAUCGCCGAAGCGCGGCCGUUGCCGGGACUGCGCUGCUGACGGGCGGUGGCUGUCUUGUCCCCGCAGUGCUGCGCCAUGCCGAUCGUGGAGAAGCUGAAGGAAGCCCUGAAGCCCGGGCGCAGGGACGCGGCCGACGAUGGGGACCUGGGGAAGCUCCUGGCGUCCUCCGCCAAGAGGGUCCUCUUGCAGAGGAUCGAGUUCGAGCCCGCCCGCAGGAGCCUCUCCUUCCAGCUGGACACCUUGAAGAGCAGAUACGUGCUGCUGAGCCCCAGGACAGAGGGGGCCGGCCGCCCCCGGAGUGCCGAGGCGCCCCAGGCCAGGAGACCCGGCAGCGAGAAUGCAUUGGAGGGGGGCAGUGACGGGGUCCCAGCCCCCCAGAAAGUGCUCUUCCCCACGGAGCGGUUGUCCCUGAGCUGGGAGCGCGUCUUCCGCGUGGGUGCGGGGCUGCACAACCUGGGCAACACCUGCUUCCUGAACUCCACGGUGCAGUGCUUGACCUACACGCCGCCGCUGGCCAACUACCUGCUCUCCCAGGAGCACGCACGCAACUGCCACCAGGGGGGCUUCUGUAUGCUGUGCGUCAUGCAGAACCACAUCAUCCAGGCCUUCGCCAACAGCGGCAACGCCAUCAAGCCCGUGUCCUUCAUCCGAGAUCUGAGAAAGAUUGCUCGGCACUUCCGCUUUGGGAACCAAGAGGAUGCGCACGAGUUUCUCCGGUACACCAUCGACGCCAUGCAGAAGGCCUGCUUGAACGGCUGUGCCAAGUUGGAUCGUCAGACGCAGGCCACCACCUUGGUCCAUCAGAUUUUUGGCGGGUACCUCAGAUCACGAGUGAAGUGCUCGCUGUGCAAGAGCGUCUCGGACACGUACGACCCCUACCUGGACAUAGCGCUGGAGAUUCGGCAAGCGGCAAACAUUGUGCGCGCCCUGGAGCUUUUUGUGAAACCAGACGUCCUGAGCGGAGAGAAUGCCUACCUGUGCGCCAAGUGCAAGAAGAAGGUUCCAGCCAGCAAGCGCUUCAGCAUCCACAGGACGUCCAACGUGCUGACCCUCUCGCUCAAGCGUUUCGCCAACUUCAGUGGCGGGAAGAUCACCAAGGAUGUUGGCUAUCCGGAAUUCCUGAAUAUCCGUCCCUACAUGUCCCAGAGCAGUGGCGAGCCUGUCACCUACGGGCUCUAUGCCGUCCUGGUACACUCAGGCUACAGCUGCCACGCCGGGCACUAUUACUGCUACGUGAAGGCAAGCAAUGGACAGUGGUACCAGAUGAACGACUCCCUGGUCCACUCCAGCAACGUCAAGGUGGUCCUGAACCAGCAGGCCUACGUGCUCUUCUACUUGCGAAUUCCCGGCUCCAAGAAGAGUCCCCAGGGCCCCAUCUCCAGAGCAGCCUCCUUUCCUGGCCGCCCAAGUGUGACCCCAGAUCCUUCCAGAAAGAACUUUAGCCACAGUACUGCGGCCUCCCCGCUGCCCGGAAAG